AUGACGUCACCGGCGGCCGCGCGAAAGCCCCGCCCUCCCCGCGGCGCACUCCGCGCUCCCAUUGGCUGUGUUGGGGUGACGUCACCUCGGGGGGAAAGCGGAGCGUGCCGGGAUGGCGGGGAGGUUUGGCCGGGCAGGGACAGCAAAGCCCAGCUCAUCCCGCCCCUGCCGUGGCAGGGACACCUCCCACUGUCCCAGCUGCUCCCAGCCGCAGUGUCCAACCCGGCCUUGGGCACUGCCAGGGAUCCAGGGGCAGCCACAGCUGCUCUGGGCACCCUGUGCCAGGGCCUGCCCACCCUCACAGGGAACAAUUCCCAAUUCCCAAUCUCCCAUCCAGCCCUGCCCUCUGGCACUGGGAGCCAUUCCCUGGCUCCUGUCCCUCCAUGCCUUGUCCCCAGUCCCUCUGCAGCUCUCCUGGAGCCCCUUCAGGCCCUGCCAGGGGCUCUGAGCUCUGCCUGGAUCCUUCUCCUCUCCAGGUGCCAGCACCCACGGCCAGGCCAUGUCCAGCCUCUCAUCCAGCAGCAUUCCCAGCGUGAGCUGGAGGGGGUGGCUCAGGCACUGACCCAGCACGAGGAGCCCAAGGACCUCCUGCACCUGGUGUGUUUGCAGUGGAGCCCACGGCAACCUGGACAUGGGGAAUUCCUUCACAGCUCCUGCUCUUCCCACACAGGGGAGCAAACUUCCUUGCAAGAGCCAGGCUGUGGAACCAGCCCUGAAGGCACUGGAAAUGCUGGAGAUGCCCCGUCACAGGUUUUGCACCGACCCAGUGCUUCUCUCACGCUGAAUCCCGAGCUGUCCCAUGGCAGAGAGCACGUGAGAGGAACAAGAAAGGCAGCUCCAUGUUCCUGAAACAGGGACUUCCCCCUGGUUUCUGUUCCAGCCAGCCCGCUGCGAGGAGAAGGACUCAGUCAGCACUUCCAGGUGACAGGGAGGACACAAAGGGCACAAGGAGCUUUGGCAGCAGCUCUGUGGGCCAGGCACAUCUCUGAUUUCUGCACAGUCACCUCAGCUUGGCCAGCACGGGGCACUCAGCUGGGCUCUGCUGAGUGGAUCACCCAGGAGCUCCCUGCCAGUGGAUCACCUGGGCUCCUGGAUCACCCAGG
Vidua macroura (Pin-tailed whydah) is the source of this 1103-nucleotide messenger RNA. RefSeq lists its product as uncharacterized. Bases 1 to 849 code for a protein of 282 amino acids. The record is from RefSeq and is a predicted model, not a curated record. The transcript is spliced from 4 exons. Lineage: Eukaryota; Metazoa; Chordata; Aves; Passeriformes; Viduidae.